This is a messenger RNA of Populus trichocarpa (black cottonwood), 1334 nucleotides long. Its product is annotated as cyclin-P3-1. The coding region runs from base 394 to 1014 and encodes 206 amino acids. Gene Ontology annotation, biological process: regulation of cyclin-dependent protein serine/threonine kinase activity. The record is from RefSeq and is a predicted model, not a curated record. Gene Ontology annotation, molecular function: protein kinase binding. The transcript is spliced from 3 exons. Lineage: Eukaryota; Viridiplantae; Streptophyta; Magnoliopsida; Malpighiales; Salicaceae.
UCUGUUUCUUUUCCUUCAACAAGCAGCAAGGCAGGACCAACUUUCCAAAAAGUUAUGACUUUUCCUAAGACUUUAUCCUGAUACACCUACUACACCUGGAAUCUACAUCUAUGUUCUGUUUUUUCUCCUUGUGUGCUGCACAAGUACCUUAGUGCAUAAUAGUGGAGCAUUCCUUUGUGCUGCUAUCUUUUAGAAACUUUUAUAGUGCAGUGUAAAGGCUUCCCAAUCGGCUGACCUCUUGGAAUAGAGUCUUUUUUUAAUUCCUAAGGUCACACAAGUAAGAUACACUACAGGUUUAUCUCUAAUUUUGGCUCAGAUUAUACCUAUACAGGUAGGAUGAACCCAAGUUCUUAUACGAAUAAUUUUCACAGAGAGAGGCCAGCUUAAAUAUGAAUGGCAAAUUUGGUGCUCAAUGGCAUGGCUGCUGAAUCAGAAACUUGCAUGGCUUUGGGUUUAUUAGAUGAAUCCAGUAGAGGGGCUUCAGGAACUCCACAGGUAUUGCUGCUUAUUGCAUCUGUUUUAGAGAGAUCCAUUCAAAAGAACGAAGAGCUGUCAAACACAGCUAGAAAAGAUGUUAUUACAAUCUUCCAUGGAUCAAGAUCACCCACCUUGAGCAUUAAGCAGUAUAUCGAACGCAUAUUCAAGUACUCAGGAUGCAGCAGUUCUUGCCUUGUUGUUGCUUACAUAUACAUCAACAAGUUCCUUCAACUAACGGAUGGCCAUCUUACUUCCCUAAACGCACACCGUCUUCUGAUUACAAGCAUCAUGGUAGCUGCAAAAUUUUUGGAUGAUGAGUGUUACGACAAUGCCUAUUAUGCCAGGAUUGGAGGUGUAAGCACCGGAGAAAUGAAUAGAAUGGAGAUGAGAUUCUUGUUCAAUUUGGAUUUCAGGCUCCAGGUUACAGUCGAAGCAUUCAUGAACUGCUGCUUGAAACUAGAAAAUGAAAGUGGCAGGUACGAGGAUGGACAGGCUGAUCCAAGCCUGUGGGUUCAAAGGCCGGCAAAACAAAGAUGAGGGGAAACAUGCGUCCAGAAUUGCAGGCAACAGGAACAAAACCAUGGUGGAAGCACCCUUACUUCUUCCAAGCAAGAAGAAUUUGGCAUGCAACCGAGUACAUUACUAUUUAAGGAAAGUAAAAGAACCCUAAAUAUGCAAAUAGCAAAAACUCACUAUCAUCUUGGCACAUGGUGUCAAGGCAAGAAAAUCCAAAGACAGUGAUCAUAUCAAAAAAAAAAUUAAAGCAAGAAAAUCCAACGACAGUGAUCUUAUCAAAAAAAUAUGUAGCAAAAUUUUUAUUAUUGCACAAGCCCUGCACAACAACUGGUUUCAUGUUA